Messenger RNA from Quercus lobata, 1455 nucleotides. RefSeq lists its product as uncharacterized. The transcript is spliced from 3 exons. NCBI's taxonomy places the organism in Eukaryota, Viridiplantae, Streptophyta, Magnoliopsida, Fagales, Fagaceae. Bases 1 to 1455 code for a protein of 484 amino acids. The record is from RefSeq and is a predicted model, not a curated record.
AUGGCGGAGUUGACUCGCCAGAACCAAGAAUUACGAAUGGAGAUUAAUAUGAGGAGGCAAACACAUGAAGAACGUGAAGGUGGACAAACAGAGAGUCAUGGCGGAAGAGAGAAUACUGAAAUUGGAAGCCAGUUUAGAGGCACCACUUCACGAACGGGAGAGAAUGAGAGCCUUCGGUCAUUUAUCACCCGUUUUAACAGAGAAGCUCUUAGUGUGGACGAAGCAGAUGAUAAGCUUUUACUGGCAGCCUUCCACAACGGGGUGAAUUCGGAUCUGUUUAUACACAAGCUCUAUGAAAAAGAGCCCCAGUCCAUGGCCGAACUCGUCCAUUCGGCUCAGAAUUUUAUGAAUGCAGAAGACGCAAUCAUCGCCAAGAAGAGGAAGAGGUCCGAGAGAAUGGAUGCAAAUCCCAGUCGUCAUCACGAGCAAGGCACUCGUCCAAAGAAGGGACGGACGGAUGAAAGGAGAGAUCGAGAAAGUAAGAAGCCAGGCCUUCCAGUACGGAACCAGCAGUAUACCCCUUUAAACGCCCCACUUGAGCAAGUCCUUAUGCAAAUCAAGGAUGAUCCUUCGCUGAAAUGGCCGGAGAAAUUGAAGGGUGAUCCCAAUAAGCGCAACAGGAACAAGUACUGUCGCUUUCAUAGGGAUCAUGGUCAUAACACGGACGAGUGUUUUGACUUGAAGCAACAAAUUGAAAAUCUCAUAAGGCAAGGGAAGUUGAGGGGCUUCCUUGGACGAGACCAGAGGGACGAGAAACAGAAGGGAAAGAUGGAAGAUUCAUCGCGACCACCACUCGGAGAGAUAAGAGUUAUCAUUGGGGGAAGUUUAACUGGCCGGUCGUCCAAGUCCAAGAAAGCAUACUUGAAGGUAGUACAGAACGUCCAGCUUACCGGACGAUCACCGAGAGCAAUGUCUAUGGACGAGCAGGCAAUCACUUUCACGGACGAGGAUGCUGACAGAAUUCAUCACCCUCAUGAUGAUGCCCUCGUCAUCUCCCUACUAAUUGCAAACUACACAACCAGAAGAGUGCUUGUGGACAACGGAAGCUCAACAGACAUUUUAUACUAUCCAGCUUUUCAGCAGAUGAGACUAGGACGAGACCAGCUCCGUCCAGUGAAUUCCCCCCUAGUAGGUUUUGGUGGGAUGAAGGUGCAACCAGUGGGUACCAUUUCCUUAUCCGUGGUAGUGGGGGCAUAUCCACAACAACUUACCAAGGACGUCAACUUCCUUGUGGUAGAUUGUCCAUCCUCCUACAAUGCCAUCAUUGGAAGACCAACUCUGAAUAGCUGGAAAGCUGUUACCUCCACUUACCAUUUAUCAGUCAAGUUUCCAACAGAAUACGGGGUAGGACAGGUACAAGGUGACCAACUGGCAGCAAAAGAAUGUUACUUGGCCAUGCUGGCCAUGGAUGAACAAGUUCAAGCAAUGAAUAUUGAAGAAAAGAAGGGGAAUUGA